Chara braunii is the source of this 2491-nucleotide messenger RNA. The record is from the annotation of a GenBank genome assembly. Lineage: Eukaryota; Viridiplantae; Streptophyta; Charophyceae; Charales; Characeae.
ACGGCUAAUGCAAAGACCGAUGAUGCAAUGACGCGAAUGUAUGGCGUGUUUUUGAUGCGUAUUGGGAAUGGUGAUCAUAUUCGUUUUGUUCCUAACGAACCUGCCACGGUCAAACUGCCGCAUGAGAUUUGCACUGAUAAACCUAUUCGUGAUUUGAUUUCCUGGACGUUUGAGGAUGUUUGUGAACACGUUGGGGAUGCUGACUAUUUUUACGCUCGAUUGAUUUUCUGCGCUACUAAUGACGAUGCGGGGUGUGUUAACGACAUGGUUCUCAACGAUUUCCCUAGCGAGAUUAUUGUGAACCUGGUCGGAAAUGCAUUUAAGUUCACCAAAGAGGGGCACAUUUUCAUCUGUGUCCGGCUUGCGAGACAUGACGAGAUUCUUGGAGGGAGGAUGGAUGCGAAAAAGAGUAGGAGUUCAACAGAACAACGAGAAUUGCAACGCGCCCUCGACAAGCGAAAGGCCCAGAAGACUGCGGAGCUUAGGAGGCGAGCUUCAUCUUGGCUGUUUAUGACAACCGUCCUGCAAUCGCCCAUGGAAAAUUUGAUCUCUGAGUCGAGCCGGAGCUCUGUCUCAAGCAUGGCUGGAGACUAUGGUGGAGCUCAGCUUCAAGAUGAAGCAUCGGCGAUGUCAAGCAUGCUGAGCUCACGAGAGGGAAGCCUGUCGCAGGUGAGUCCCAGUGAAAUGACUAGCGCAGCACCAAGCACAAUUUCGAGCCGGCGCGAAUCGCAAGCAUCAUCAGUGGCCGCAUCUGCCCGAAACAGCGUUGUGUCAAUUGCUUCAAGGGAGGAUGGUGCUCAGCUGUCCGAUCUUCCACGGUCGAAGGACCAUUUGUCACUGCGUCAGGUAGUGGGAAGGAGAUCUAUCUUUGGAGGGAUGAAAAGGCUAGUCAGCCAGUUAUCACUCAAGUCAGCAGAACAGAGACCUGGUGAGCUCGGGAGCAUCGCUGAAAGCGGAAGCACCUUAUCCCUGAGCGGUAACCCUGUAGCGGACUCGUGCAAUUCAUGGGCAAAGAUCCACCAUCUGGUUGAACCUGAUUCUCCGUACUUCGUCAAUCAUGUACCCAAAGACAAGAAGGGACAACUCAGGCUGGCAGUUUCGGUUGAGGACACAGGUGUGGGAAUUCCAUUGCAUGCUCAGAAAAACAUGUUUGGGUCUUAUGUUCAGGCAGAUGUGAGCACCUCACGCAUGUACGGCGGMACUGGAAUAGGCUUGAUGAUCUCCAGGCAGCUGACACAGCUGAUGGAUGGCGAUAUGGACUUCCGCAGCGAGGUAGGUGUGGGAACCACGUUCUUUUUUGACUGUUACAUGAAGCAAGGACAUCACUCGCRCAGACAGCAGUCGGUUCCUCAAGAGAAGAAAGCCAAGCAGUCAUUGGGUACCCUUGUUAGCCAAACAGAUAGACAUAGUAAGAUSCAUCUGCUCCAUCAGGCAACCACCAAGUUCUUUGGCUCAUUCAUGAMGCUAGGCAGGGCAAAGGGGAACCACACGAAUCCACAGCAAGAGCUUUCUUCGCACCAGAGCUCCCGUGCGAUGGGAGAGACCCCACAAUGGAGCCCGCUGGCGCCGAUCGGCACACRAUUCAAUGCUGCUAAGGAAUCUCUUUCCGCUCGAAUGAACAAAAAGCGAAAAAGCCGUAGAAGGAAGCUGCAUAAGGAUAGUCGCCGCAGUUCCAUGGACAUCAUUCAUGCUCUCAUUGUGGAUGAUAAACAUGUCCGUAGAGCAGUGACUGCAGGUUACCUGCGGUGGUUGAAGAUAAGAAACAUCACAGYUGUCAAGUCAAUGGCAGGGAUUCCGGAUGCAAUUCUGAAAAGUGUCACAGCUGGACUCCGCAGCGGUGGUGGCGGCGGUAGGGGUGAAUCGGCGUCUAUGGAUGCCAAUGGACCUUCCAACUUUCUUCCCUUUGCUGGUGGCAAGAAUGACAACAAUGAAAUGAACAAUGGAGCRGACCCCCCAGCAGGGCUAGCUGCAGMGUUCAUUGUUAUCGUCGRUGGGGAGUUACUUCAAAGAGUGAGAGGCAUGCAUACGAAAUGGGGSGUAAUUUUGGGAAGCGGGCUYGGUGGGGAGUUGCUCGAGUCCUCCAGCAAAGAGAUGUCAGGGAAGAACAAGAAGUACACAGAUGCUUUGAACAGUGCCCUGCUAAGGAUGGUACUGCUCAUUAAYGACCCUGCUUUGGAUGACCAGGCCAAAAAGAUAGGCUUUCGAAAAACCUUGAUGAAACCUCUCCGAGCCACUGCACUUGCUGCUACAAUAGUUGAUCUUUUGUCAGACACAGCCGUUACAAGAYCAAAUUCUGCCCUUAUCGAUKCCGCGUCAAGGGACUUAAUGCUGAUUGCCUCUGGCCAUGGAAACUAUCAACAAUUGGAGAAGGAGCUGAGCGACAUGCAGUUCCUUGUGUGCCGUGGUAGUCCGCCAUAGCCUCGGCCGUGGUUGAAGGAGGAAGAAGGGUGGCCAUGGCUAUGGUGGACCUCAUGUGAUGCCUGGAGUAGAA